CCAUGCGUCUUGCAGACGAGAAUAGAGAACUGUUUCCGCGAGUUUGGCUGCGCGAGUGUGCUUCUGCCGUCGUUCGAUACCGAUUCUGCCCGAGAGGUGGUUCACGUUAUUUUCGGAACUCUUGGAUCCGCUUUACAGGUUUGCUUAGUUGAAUUCGAUCUUCUGACGGAACGGGAACGAGAGCGCAACAUACCGCAAAAUGCCUUCCAGUGAUCCUUUGCCAUCGAAGGAAAGUGCCCUGUUCCGUAAGAUACUGAAAUGUUACGAAAUGAAGCAAUACAAAAAUGGCCUCAAACUGGCCAAGCAGAUCCUGUCGAAUCCAAAGUUUACCGAACACGGCGAAACGUUGGCCAUGAAGGGGCUUACGCUGAACUGUCUAGGGCGUAAGGAUGAAGCUUACGAACACGUACGCCGUGGGCUGCGGAACGAUCUGAAGUCGCACGUCUGUUGGCACGUGUACGGACUGCUGCAGCGUUCGGACAAGAAGUACGACGAAGCAAUCAAGUGCUACCGGAACGCGCUGAAAUGGGAGAAGGACAACAUACAGAUAUUGCGCGAUCUGUCACUGUUGCAGAUCCAGAUGCGCGAUCUCGAGGGCUAUCGGGAAACGCGGCAUCAGCUGUUCAAGCUUCGUCCGUCCCAGCACGCCAGCUGGAUUGGCUUUGCGAUGAGCUACCAUCUGCUUGGGGACUACGAGACGGCCAUGAACAUACUGGAGACGUUUCACAAAUCGCAAACGAUGGAAACGUUUGACUACAAGCAUAGCGAAUUGCUGCUGUACCAGAACGACGUGAUCCAGGAGGCGGGCCACUACGAGAAAGCGUUAGAGCAUCUGAAGACCUACGGGCAGCAAAUACUGGACAAGCUGACCGUGCAGGAAAUGACCGGGAAUCUGUGCCUUAAACUUGGCCGCCACGAAGAAGCACUGCCCAUCUUUAAGGAACUGAUCGAACGGAAUCCGGACAACAUGGAAUACUUCCGGAAGUAUAUGGAAGCGAGCAAGCUGACCGAUACUGAGGAUAUCAUCCAGGCGUACCGUACGAUGCAGGCGGAGUACCCGUAUUCGUUUUGUGCCCGGCGGUUACCACUCGACAUUGCCACCGGGGAGAAAUUCCAUGAGCUUGCCGAUGAACAUUUACGACGCAACCUGCGGAAAGGUGUUCCACCACUCUUCGUCAACUUGCGCUCGCUGUACCGCGACGACGGGAAGAUCAAGGUAAUCGGCAAGCUGGUCGAGUCCUACUAUCAAAACCUGGCCAGCAGCGGUUACUUCUCGGCUGCGGAUGCCGAGAACCCGUCCGUACCGAAAGAGCCGGCAUCGGCACUCCUGUGGACGAUGUACUAUCUCGCGCAGCACUACGACCACCUGCGCGAGUCGGAAAAGGCACUGGACUUUAUCAAUGCCGCAAUCGAGCACACCCCCACGCUGAUCGAGUUGUUCGUAACCAAAGGUCGCAUCUACAAGCACGCGGGUGAUGUGCUGGAAGCAGUGAAGUGGCUGGACGAGGCGCAGAGUCUAGACACGGCCGAUCGGUAUAUCAAUUCGAAGUGCGCUAAGUAUAUGCUACGUGCGAACCAGAUCACGGAAGCCGAAGAAAUAUGCGCCAAGUUUACCCGCGAAGGUGUAUCGCCGAUGGAGAACCUAAACGAAAUGCAGUGCAUGUGGUUCCAGACGGAGUGUGCGCUUGCUUACCAGCGUUUGGAAAAGUGGGGCGAUGCACUAAAGAAGUGUCACGAGGUUGAUCGUCACUUUUCCGAGAUUCUCGAAGAUCAGUUCGAUUUUCAUACAUACUGCAUGCGCAAGAUGACAUUGCGAUCCUAUGUAGAUCUGCUGCGGCUGGAGGACGUUCUCCGAAGGCAUCCGUUUUACUUCAAGGCAGCCAAGUGUGCCAUUGAGGUCUAUCUACGACUUUUCGACCAACCCUUAGCCUCAGAAUCGGCUGCAACAGAUUUGGAUAUUGAAAACUUGCCUCCACGGGAACUGAAGAAACUUCGGAACAAGCAACGAAAGGCAGAGCUGAAGAAGGCACAAGAAGAGAGUGCCCGAAAGGAGCAGCAGAAGAAGGAACAGCACAAUAGAAAGCAGCAGUGCGGUGAAGGCGACCCGGAAGCACCCCAGCUGGACGAGCUGGUACCGGAAAAACUGGCCCGCCCCGACGAUCCGCUCGAGAAGGCACUAGAGUUUUUGAAGCCACUACAACUGCUGGCCAAAGACAAUAUCGAAACUCAUCUGAUGGCGUUCGAGAUCUAUCUGCGUCGCAACAAGCUUCUGUUGAUGCUGCAGUCAUUGAAACGUGCGCGGAAAAUAGAUGCCAGCAAUCCGAUCCUCCACGGUUGCAUUAUUCGGUUCCAUCGAUUACUGGAGCAGCGUCUCGCCAGCAAGGAGGACGAUGACGCGCUGGACGUAAACGUCAGAACCGUGAUCGAGCGCGAACGGGAAAACCUGUUCCAGGGUCAUCAGACGGCAGCGGCACUGAACGAUGCGUAUCUCCAGCAGCACAAGGGUAACCUGGACGCGGUAUAUGAGGCGGUGAAAGUAAUGUACACACUGGACGAAAAGCGACGGGACGAAGCGAUAGCGCUAGUGACAAGUGCCGACUUACAACAGGUUCCGUUGGAGAAAGCGACGAAAUUAUUCCUGCUGCUCAAAUCGGGUUACUUUGGCCAGUGUGACGAGCAGCUGAGUGUGUUCAAGAAAAUAUGCCAAAAGCGGUACCCGCUGGCGGUAGUGUUUGCCGACGUUAGCGCAGCCCCCGUAACGACACUGACAACGACUCAAUCGUCUAGCGCGGAAAGCACCCAAACGACGGUAACGGACUCCAGCAAUACCGGUGGCCGAGGCACGAUGUCCGCUAGCGAACACCAGACUCCCACUGUGUCGGUGGAAAAGUUGGCGAAAAAGCAGAACGGGCCGCAGAUCAAAUCAAACUAACAAUUCAUCCCGCCAUCCCUAGUAUGAACCGCUCGUCAAAUAUCGAGUAAACGAAAUAUUCUCUCCGGUUGUUGGAUCCUCUAUCCUCUCGUUCCUUUAUUUUUAAAUUCUGCCUACCCUAUCCGCAAACCUUCCCGCCGGACUCACCCACCCGAUGGGAAGACAAGAAGUAGAGAAAACCAUACUCCCCCGGAAAUGAAGAGAACCAUCCAUUACCGUCGCAAAAUCCAGCAAUCAAUCCGAAUGCAAUAGUCGCUUUGGGGCAUUUUAUUUCUUUCGCUAAGCCACAAAUUGUGUCCUUUCGUUUGUUUGUGAAAUGAAACUAAAAUAGAAAAUAGAAACGCGAUAGUCCAGAAAAAGAAA
Messenger RNA from Anopheles coustani, 3295 nucleotides. It is a transcript of the gene Naa15-16, whose product is annotated as N-alpha-acetyltransferase 15, NatA auxiliary subunit. Gene Ontology annotation, cellular component: cytoplasm; NatA complex. The transcript has 6 exons. Lineage: Eukaryota; Metazoa; Arthropoda; Insecta; Diptera; Culicidae. Gene Ontology annotation, molecular function: protein binding; protein-N-terminal amino-acid acetyltransferase activity. The record is from RefSeq and is a predicted model, not a curated record. Gene Ontology annotation, biological process: N-terminal peptidyl-methionine acetylation. The coding region runs from base 200 to 2932 and encodes 910 amino acids.